AAUGCAUCAAAGGAUACUUCUCAGAAAUGCAGAAAAACGGUUCGAAUAAUAGGCAUAAAGCGUCUACGGGUCUUUGACAAUCAUCCGUUAUUCAUUUCUAAGGCUUUCCAGCUAAUUUGCAAGGGUGGAAGAAAUGGCCUUUAGCUACAAGUACUCGCGUCUUUCGGCGUUCUCUCAGAUGGCGCUUGGAUUUUUAUUUUUCACUUUCGGUGUGAUUGAAAGAGCGAUCUUUUGGAACCCGUGGUCAGUUGGUUCUAAGGCUGUUCUUCCAGUUUGGAUGGGAAUGUGGAUUCUAGGAACUGGUUUAUUUGGAUUUUACGCCACGAAACGGCGUGAAACAUUAGACAGAUGUAAGUUAAGCACGUAUUUGGGCUUCUCUAUAACCUCGGCUUUGUUCGGCGCCAUCUUAGCGUUAUUUUAUUGGGGCAGUGCCUACUUUAACGCUGACAGAUGGGAAAUACUCUGCGAUCCUAAAUUUUGGGAAAGCCAUCACCUUCAUUUCACCGCCCCUAGCAACAGCUCAGAAGAUUCAUAUUACCAUGGCAACCUGAUGCUUCGUAACCACACCAACAGGAUCUUGCGCGAUCACGUGUUCACUUCCGCCGCGUGCACCACUAAGCUUGUCGUAUGCUACCUGAUCGCCAUCUUGGCGAUACUCGAGAUCAUGGUGGGGGCAUGGGGGGCAGUGUGCUGUUGUCAAGGCAACGUGUAUUGUGACUGCUGUUCGCCCCAGUCUCCCAUGGCCGGGCAAAUCAUGUACUGCCAAUCCUCGGACGAUCCCUCUGCCACCUACCUAACUACCGUAGUACCUAAUGAGCACCCGGAAGCCAUACCCAGUCCCCCCUCCACGGACAACGGACAUAGGAUUACCAAUAACAUGGCCGGUAGAGGCAGACCAGAACCACAGCCCUCACCAGAUAAUACAGAAGACGCCACGCACGGAGAGGUCCACGAGGACCACCACCUCGAAGACGACUCCACAGUACCCUUGGUGUGACCUAAUAUGGCGUUGAACGAGCGGCGAAUAACCUUCCCAUGAGUCACCGCGAGUUGCAUGUACAAGUCCCAUAACCCUGUGCGCGCACUCCUUGAAGUAAAACACGGGCUAUAGGACAAUUUUACUUUAAAAAAUGUCUAAUGUCUUGUUAGUGUUUAAUGAAGCAUUAAAAAUACGUCGCUGGGGGUUACUCAUUUACCGGGCGGCGGCGGCGGUGGUUACAAAGCUCGCCAGAGCUCGUCAAAGGAGUGAAAAUACAGCCGAUUUAGGUAGAAAUACGUUCUUUAUUCAACACUAUGAAGAUAUUACAUAUCAUUUUGGAGUGAAAUUAUCCUUAUAGUAGAAGCAAAUAUCGAAGAGAUUGUACGGAAAAUGUAAAUCCCGCGGAGUCAAAUAGCACCAAUAUAUUGGUGAAACUCUUCACAGCACCAUCAACCUGUUGUUAGAAAACAGCAUGGCUAGACCAAGCAAUGUGUUUUCAUGUAAGCCUUUUGCGUUGCGCACAGCAAUUAUAAAACGCGCUCGGAAAAGAACAAAUCCAGAUAAAAGUUUCUGCCUCGCUCUGGUUUUAUGGACAAUGAUCUCCGAGUCUCUUACUGCGGUUAUGGUGAAGCUUUGUAGUUAUUGAAAAAAAUGGAAAAAGUGAAUAAAUUGUAAUUAAACAGG
Messenger RNA from Nematostella vectensis (starlet sea anemone), 1663 nucleotides. RefSeq lists its product as uncharacterized. The transcript has 7 exons. The coding region runs from base 134 to 997 and encodes 287 amino acids. The record is from RefSeq and is a predicted model, not a curated record. NCBI's taxonomy places the organism in Eukaryota, Metazoa, Cnidaria, Anthozoa, Actiniaria, Edwardsiidae.